AUGGCGGAUGCAGCGAAGGAAAAAGUGAUCUCAAAGCCCCCGGUGUCACUGGGCAUGUACAGGAGCUCGCACAAGAGGGACUACCAGUGGUGCGAGCAGUACAAGGCACCCAGCGAGGAGGACAUACAGAAGCUGCAGGUUGCAGACUCCCAGCUGAAAGCCAAGGAGUUUGCUGUGCCCCGGGAACAGCAGGUGGUGACCUCCAGCGACGGCCUUGUUGGGGAGGGGAGAGAAGUCAUCCCAGCACCAAGCAUCCCAGCCAGCAGUCGUGCUGACAAUGCAGGAGAAAGCUACCUGCCAAAGUACCACCCUGCCACCGAGCUGGCAGCAGCCCGGGCAGAGGAACUGGAGAGGCUGCAGGGCUUUGCUAUGCCAGAGAAACUGAUGUCUUAUUGCCAACAUCUUCCAGCUGCUGCUCAGACUCCUGAAACAGCAGAGGUGCACCCACAGAAGCUGGUCCCAGCUUGGGCCACCUACCAGCAUUUCACCAUGGAGAUGUUCCGGGCGAUGCAACACGAUGCUCAGCAAAACAAGAGCACCAACAUGGGCACGUCUCUUUCCAUGCCAGAUUUUAACCGUGUGAAGAUGCUGAUGGACAAAAAUGAAUCCUGGUUCUCCAACUUCUCCUCUGCUGCCUCCUCCUUUGUGAAAGGAGGUGGCAGCUGGGCAGGGGUCGGCCUGCAGGAGGUGGUCAUUGGGCUGAUCCUUACCCUCAUUGACUUGAUCACACUCCUGGGAAAUACAAUUGUCUUCAUCUGCCCGGUGGUGGAGAAGAGGCUGCGCACGGUCACCUAUAUGUUCAUCAUGUCCUUGGCCAUGGCAGAUUUCCUUGUGGCUUGCCUGGUCAUGCCCUUCAGCAUCAUUUACGAGGUGACGGGGAUGUGGUUGUUUGGGAAGCUCUUCUGCAAAGUCUGGAUCUCCUUUGAUGUCAUGUUCUGCACUGCAUCCAUUGUCACCUUGUGCUUCAUUAGCCUGGACAGAUACUGCUCCGUGGUGACUCCAUAUCACUAUUCAAGAAGGAUGUCCCGUGGCAGAUGCAUCCUGAUGACCUGCACGGUCUGGGUAUACUCCUCCCUCAUUUCCUUCCUGCCCGUCAUGCAAGGCUGGAACGAGAUCCCUGGGGUGGACUUUGAUGCGGGCAGAGAAUGCAUCUUUGUCACCAACUGGAUUUUUGCCAUUGUGGCUUCUGCUCUGGCAUUUUUUGUCCCCUUCAUGGUCAUGUGCAGCAUGUAUUUCUUCAUCUACCGAGCUUCACGGCUCAAGGCCACUCGUAUCAUGUCUCAGACCCUGGAGAUUCACUACCACCCCAACAGCAAGAGGCAGAACCACCUGCAGCUGGAGAACAAGGCCACACGGACCAUCAGCAUCAUCAUUUCAGCCUUUGUGCUGUGCUGGCUGCCUUACUUUGUGCUGAACGUUUGGCUCGCUGCCAGAGGCACCGACUCCACCAGCACAGUCUUGGUUGACACCUUCAAGAUCAUCACUUGGUUAGGGUAUUGCAACUCCACCAUCAACCCAAUGCUCUACGCUUUCCUGAACCGGGACUUCCAACGGGCCCUGAAGAAGCUGCUGGUUUGCAGGCACAGGUCUCAGGUGGACAUUGGAGAAGACAUGGUUUCCAUAGCCACGUUUUCCAAGACUGCCCCAGAGCUAGAAUAUAGCAUUAUGGUGCCAGUGCCCAACGGUGCCCUGAAGGGCAAGCCCAAGCAGUAG
This is a messenger RNA of Chaetura pelagica (chimney swift), 1713 nucleotides long. Its product is annotated as histamine H2 receptor-like. Gene Ontology annotation, biological process: adenylate cyclase-activating adrenergic receptor signaling pathway. Gene Ontology annotation, molecular function: neuropeptide Y receptor activity. Bases 1 to 1713 code for a protein of 570 amino acids. Lineage: Eukaryota; Metazoa; Chordata; Aves; Apodiformes; Apodidae. Gene Ontology annotation, cellular component: membrane. The transcript has 8 exons. The record is from RefSeq and is a predicted model, not a curated record.